Molecule: messenger RNA, 848 nt
Organism: Cantharellus anzutake
Lineage: Eukaryota; Fungi; Basidiomycota; Agaricomycetes; Cantharellales; Hydnaceae
Exons: 8
Coding region: 92-637 (181 amino acids)
Source: RefSeq, a predicted model, not a curated record
GCUGCUUUUCCUCGACCUCCUGCUCUAACUCGUUAAUGAGAGGCUGCCUGCUGCUCUGAGCUUGGAUCGAACGGUGCUAAUCACGCAAAGAAUGCCGUCUUUUCAGUCACAAAUUGCACAACGGUCCACUGGGUUGCUUUUAAUUGCCUUGAUUAUCCGCCAAGCUUGUCUCUUCAAGAUUCUCCUAGGUUUCGGGGUCGAUAAGGCAUCGGCUCAAGAGACCAAUGUGACUUGUCCCCAUAGCUUUCAGUGGGCUUUCAAUUCCCAAGGAAAAUCUCCUUGCAAAGUUGGCUCGGAACUUAUUGCAGUGGGUGUUGGAGGAAGAUGGUUCGUUCCAACGCUCCCUCCCGGAUGGGUAUACGUCGUGCCGAAUAGUUCGGAGGGUUACUUCCCAAACGCUUGCCUGUGUUCCUCCGUGGUAUACCAGCUGAUGGCAGCAUGUGGAGCAUGUCAGAACCUCUCCUACACGUGGUAUCCCCUCUGGGACCGUUAUUGCGCUAGCAUUGCGAUUGCAGAGGGCGAAUACCGACCAUCGCUGAUACCUGCCGGAACCCUUAUACCUCAAUGGGCCUACAUCAAGCCCUCCGACUUUGAUGGAUUGUCAGUUCGCUACUUCCGAUCGGAAUUCAUACCCUGAUAGCUCGCUUUGCCCGUGAUCCCUAGCUUCAACUUGGAUGCAGCGAAGACAAUUGGUGGUGCGUUUCCAUUCUUGAAAUCCUUAUCGUGUAUUCGCGGGAUGGUUUGACUAUUAGAUGCGCCCGAAAGCUCUCGAGUGUUUUCACUCAGUAGCACCGCAUCAAGCACGUCCAGCACAAGCAAUACAUUAACUUCCAUUACCAUAACCUCCA